AUGACAGAAUAUAUUAUGCGCGUCCUGGAGCGUCACCUACCACGGCAUAUAUUCAACAUUAUAGCAUGCGUCUAUUACUACGUUCUCCCUCCUCUGAACCCAAUUCCAUAUUAUCGCUCCUUCAGACGCAACAUGGAUGCAAGGCAAAGAGAUCACAAGAUCAAGAAAAUGCGACAACAGCUACCGGUAGCCACAAAAACGACAUCUGGUAGCGGCACCGGGCCACUUUUCACUCAUAUACCAGCCGAAAUCAGACGUCAGAUUCUCAUUCACGCAUUUGGGGAGCGUACAAUCCAUCUUGACCUUGAUUUUGAGCACCGAGAGUCAGGAACUGGUGAACUCAAAUGGUCCAGUUGCGUUUGCCACAGCAGCAAGCCAGGUCUACCUCACAAACUGCGGUAUGAAGACAACUUCUUUCAGCCACGGGAUAGAAUCCGUACCGCUGAGAAGAGGAACCCGCUCGACUGUCCUGGCAUUCUGGAUGAAUCACUCUCUCAGCCUUGUCCCAGCUCCGAUGAUUGUAAGGUCGGAGCCUCAGGUUGGCUGCUCUCUUGUCGCCAAGCAUAUGCCGACGGUAUUGAGGUUCUUUAUCACACCAACACGAUUCAUAUAGACUCUGAAAUACUAUUAAAAGGUAUUCAAGACCUCUUACCGCCAGAAAAACUGGACUUGAUUUUAUCUCUUGAAAUCACUAUGAACUCUCACGACGCUGAUAUGGAUUCUUUUACGAGAGUUUGUCGAGAUGCCACUCCCAAUUCACCGUCCAUUGCGUUUCCUUCACUUCUUCGGCUACAUAUCAUGAAUCCUAGCAAUGCAUAUGGUGCAUAUUCAAUAGUUCCGUAUUGUAUUGACCGUCUCUUGAAGCGCGCGGUGCUUCCUACAACGUGUGCUGGAGAAAUACCAGUGGAUCAGAAAGUUGCUACUACUGAGGACGCACCAGCGAGACGCGGGUAUUGGUGGCAUGUUCCUGAAGACCUUAUAGAUUUUUCUGAUCAUGGUAAGCUCCUCUCCUAUUCCGAUUCUCCUGUUCAUUUCACUGAUAGAGGGUAA
Messenger RNA from Clonostachys rhizophaga, 1050 nucleotides. The record is from the annotation of a GenBank genome assembly. NCBI's taxonomy places the organism in Eukaryota, Fungi, Ascomycota, Sordariomycetes, Hypocreales, Bionectriaceae.